AUGCAACUUAAAGUUCUGACCGUUUCCCUCUUGGCCGCCCACGUUCUGGCCCAAGAAACUAGUACCUCAACAGCUGGUGAGACUGGUGCUUCCACAGUAACCGUUGGUGCUUCCAACACAGGGGCCUCAACUGUGACUGUUUCAGGGUCUGGCUCCGAUGCAACUGUAUCUCCUACAUCGACAGUUACUGCUGGUUCCGGAGAAUCUGAUAGCAGUGCCAGCAGUGCCAGCAGUGCCAGUAGUGCCAGCAGCGUUAGCAGUGCCAGUUCUGGUUCUGAAUCAGCAGUCUCUACAGAAACCGUUGGCACCAGCAGUGGCGAUAGUGCUUCUGGGAGUGGGUCAGCCGUAUCAACUGAGACUGUUGGUACCAGUGGUAGUGCCAGUGCAAGUGAAUCUGGAAGCAGCAUUUCUGGCUCUGGAUCAGCUUCAGCAUCGAGCACUGGUGGUUCUGAUGGAGCAGCUGCCGGAGCUGGAGCUGGAGGUUCUAGCAGUAAUGGCUCAGCUUCUGGUAGUGCUUCUGAGACUGGUAGUGCCUCUGGUAGUGCCUCGGAGUCAGGGUCUUCAGCCUCUGGAAGUGCUUCUGGAAGUGCUUCUGAAUCAUCAAGCAUCACGAGUGGCUCUGGGUCUGCUUCUGAGACUGCAACAAGUGCUUCUGGAUCUUCUGGAUCUUCUGGAUCUUCUGGAUCUGGGACUGGUGCUUCGGUUACUUCAAGAAUUGCCUCUGGAGCUAGCAGUGUUGCUUCUGGAGCAUCAAGUGUGGCCAGCAGCUUAAGAAGCCAAGCUACCAGUGCUGCAUCCACAUCAGCUGGCGCACCAAUCAACUACGUGUUUAAUGGAGGUAUCAUUGGGGCUGCUGUUGGAGCUGCGCUAUUUCUUUAA
Messenger RNA from Magnusiomyces paraingens, 879 nucleotides. RefSeq lists its product as uncharacterized. The transcript has a single exon. The coding region runs from base 1 to 879 and encodes 292 amino acids. Lineage: Eukaryota; Fungi; Ascomycota; Dipodascomycetes; Dipodascales; Dipodascaceae. The record is from RefSeq and is a predicted model, not a curated record.